Molecule: messenger RNA, 2100 nt
Organism: Capsicum annuum
Lineage: Eukaryota; Viridiplantae; Streptophyta; Magnoliopsida; Solanales; Solanaceae
Product: probable (S)-N-methylcoclaurine 3'-hydroxylase isozyme 2
Exons: 2
Coding region: 417-1688 (423 amino acids)
Molecular function (GO): oxidoreductase activity, acting on paired donors, with incorporation or reduction of molecular oxygen; iron ion binding; heme binding
Source: RefSeq, a predicted model, not a curated record
ACUGCACUAGAACUUAAUCUUGUUACCAGAAGUAUCAACUCUUAAAUAUGUACUUAUAAAAUCAAAAUUUAAUCAUGGCGUAUUUUCCGGUGAAGGGACCCUGCAGGUAAGGGUAGUCCGUCCCUGCACCCGCAUACUCGCACUUACAUACAUAAAUACAUUUACAUGUUUAAUGCAAGUAAUUUAAUACAACGAUUAUAAAAUAAUAGUAUUAGCUUUCACGGAUUCUCCUCAAACCCACUCACCAGAUUUCACGGAUUGUUGUUGUUGUUGGUAUUUAUUCUUUAAAGUUGUAUAGGUGGCUGAGGAUGCCUUGCCCUUUAUAUAUAUGGAGCUACAUAAUGUUGUGAUCAGAAAACUAGCAACCUCUAUAUCGAGUUAAGCUACAUAUCGAGUUAAGCUACAUAUCUAUUGAGAUGAUGGAUCACUUAAUCAUUCCAAUUCUGCUUUCUCUCGUCUUUGUAAUCACUUUAAAAUAUUUCUAUCCAUCAAAAGCAAAAUUACCACUUCCUCCAGGUCCAUUUCCAUAUCCAUUUGUUGGAAACCUUUUCCAAGUAGGUAGAAAACGUCCUCAUGCUUCUCUAGCAAAGCUAGCUCAAUCCCAUGGUCCUGAUUUAAUGUCCAUAAGGUUCGGUACACGACUCGUAGUCGUGGCCUCAUCUCCUGCUGCUGCUUCUGAAGUUCUUAAAACACAUGAUCGUAUGCUUUCUGGCCGUUUCGUUUCUCAUCCCAUCCGAGUCAAAGGGUCGAGACUUCACAAUGUGUCAACUGCUUUCCUAGAAGAGUGUGAUGAUAAUUGGAAAAGCGUUCGAACCAUAUACAGGGGAGUCCUAUUUUCUACAAAGGCUCUGGAAUCACAGGUAAGUCUGAGGGAGAAGAAAAUCAAGGAAAUGAUGCAACAUGUAGCUUCCAACCAAGGCCAAGUGAUUAAAUUCAAGUUCGUGAUUUUUGUGACUGCGUUAAAUGUAUUGGGUAAUUUGCUUUUUUCAAUAGAUUUGAUUGAUUUUGAAGGAAAGGGGGUGGGUGCAGGACUAAGGGAGUACUUACGCAGAUUUACAGAGGCGGGUGGCAUACUGGAAUUAGCAGAUUUGUAUCCUAUAUUGGGUAUUUGCAGUUCGGAUUUUCAGGGAACGUAUAAGAAACUUAUGGGUUUGUUUGAUAAUCUUUGUACUGUUUGGGCAGCCAUUGUUCAGGACAGAAGAAAGAGAGAAAGUCAACCUUAUAUAGAUGCUGUUGAUUUUGUAGAUGCUAUGGUUAAAAAUGGUUUCACUGAUAAACAUAUCAAUGCACUGCUUGUGGAAAUAUUUGGAGCUGGAACAGAAUCUACAACUGCUACUAGUGAAUGGAUGCUUGUAGAGCUCCUUAGAAAUCCACAAGCCAUGCAAAAACUCCGGGAUGAAAUUGCAGAAGUAGUAGGAGGUAAGGAUGUUAUAAAGGAAUCAGCUUUGCCAAGCUUACCAUACUUGGAUGCUUGUUUUAAAGAGACACUAAGGUUGCAUCCCCCUGGACCGCUUUUGCUUCCUCAUCGUGCCGUGCAAACAUGUGAAGUCAUGGGUUACAGAAUUCCCAAAGACACACAAGUGUUGGUCAAUAUGUGGGCAAUUGCAAGGGAUACUAAGAUUUGGGAUGAUCCUUCGAGCUUCAAACCUGAAAGAUUUAUCAAUUCAAAAAUAGAUCACAAAGGGUGAAAUUUUGAGUAUAUCCCUUUUGGUUCAGGAAGAAGAAUAUGUGCUGGAGAACCCCUAGCUGCUAGGUUUAUUCCCUUGUCUGUUGCUUCUUUGAUCCAUAAGUUUGAUUGGAUUCUACCAAAUGAAAUGGAUCCGGCUAAUAUUAACAUGGAUGAGACAUUGGAUAUCACAAUGUUUAAGAAAGAUUCACUUCUUGUCAUUCCUAAGUUGCGGAAACAAGCAAAAGAGUGAGGGAUAGAGAAGCCGAUCGGUGACAUGGUAAAACAUCCAUUAUCACUUUAUGUUUAUGGAAUGAGUAAUUUUAUAAUGUGUCUGUUCAUGUUGUGUGUCUACUACGUCGUGAGAUUGUCUCUAAAUAACUUUCACGAUAUAAAACUUCUUGCAAUAAUGAGAAUGUUAUUUCUCUUCUUUU